Lathyrus oleraceus (garden pea) is the source of this 468-nucleotide messenger RNA. RefSeq lists its product as uncharacterized. Bases 1 to 468 code for a protein of 155 amino acids. The transcript has a single exon. NCBI's taxonomy places the organism in Eukaryota, Viridiplantae, Streptophyta, Magnoliopsida, Fabales, Fabaceae. The record is from RefSeq and is a predicted model, not a curated record.
AUGACAGAGAAAAAGGAUAUGGCAACGCCUCAAGCAUUGCCACCAAAGAUGAAGGAUCCAAAAAAGUUUACCAUCACUAGUACCACUGUUGGAGUAAAGAUCCCACAUGCUUUAUGUGAUUUAGGAUUGAUUAUCAAUGUCAUAUCGCUGAAUAAGUUUAAAGAAUUUAAAAUAGGCGAGAUCAUACCGAGCAAUAUGACUCUCACUUUAGCCGAUUCAUCUAUUACUCAUCUGCUUAGUAUUGUGCAAGACAUGUUAGUGCAUGUCGAUGGUUUAAUCUUCCCUGGAGAUUUUAUGGUAAUCAACAUGAAAGGAGAAUCAAGAGGGUCAGUUAUUAUCGGACUCCUAUUCUUGGUAACCAGGAAAACGUUAAUAGAUGUGGAGACAGGUGAACUUGUUUUGAAGUUCAACACGGAAAAGGUGGUGUAUAAUGCGUAUGAAUGGACAAUAUUUAUGGUUGAUCUAUAG